AUGAACUAUCUCCGGAACUCCAACUCCAACCCCAACCCCAACCCCAUUCGCACCCCCACCCUCACCCCCACCCCCCCGACCAAGCCCAAACUCCGCAUCCUGUGCCUGCACGGCGCGCUCGGCAGUGCGUCCGUCCUGCGCUCCCAGGCUGCGCCUCUCGCCAACCUCUCGAGCGUCGCCGACCUGGUCUUCGUCGACGCGCCCGCCCUCUCCCGCGGCGGGCGCGGAUGGUUCGACCUGUCCACCUAUGCCGGCCUGGACGAGACGUACGCGUACCUCUCCAACAUUCUGCACACGCACGGGCCCUUCGACGGCGUCCUCGGUCUCUCGCAGGGCGCCGUCCUCGCGUCGAUUCUGGUCGGGUGGUUUGACUUUGCCAUCAUGUUUGGCGGGUUCGUCGCGCAGCAUCCCGAAGUCAGGAAGGUUUAUGCCGGGAAAGAAUACGCCCGGCCAAGCCUUCAUGUGUAUGGGAUGGCGGAUAGGAUCGUCUCGCCCGAAUCGAGUAAGCGGCUCGCGGGGAUGUUUACGGACCCGACGGUCGUUGUUCAUGGUGGCGGACAUGUUAUCCCGAGCGAUAAGGCAUCGGUGCGCCGCGUCGAAGAGUUCGUGGCUCGUCGUCAUGCCGCCCGCUUCGGUUAG
This is a messenger RNA of Cutaneotrichosporon cavernicola, 639 nucleotides long. RefSeq lists its product as uncharacterized. The record is from RefSeq and is a predicted model, not a curated record. Gene Ontology annotation, cellular component: cytoplasm; nucleus. NCBI's taxonomy places the organism in Eukaryota, Fungi, Basidiomycota, Tremellomycetes, Trichosporonales, Trichosporonaceae. The transcript has 2 exons. Gene Ontology annotation, molecular function: hydrolase activity. Bases 1 to 639 code for a protein of 212 amino acids.